AGACUAUACAGUAUUGGAAAAGUGGAACAUGGACUGGUGACACAUUUAGCUUAGUGCCUGAAAUGAGGAUCUACUAUGUUAACAAUGAGAACGAGUCCUAUUUUACAUAUUCGAUUUUCAAGAAUAGUACAACCACAUCAAGGUUGAUCAUAGACGUCUCAGGACAAAUGAAGCAACGAACAUGGUCGAAUAAUGCAGCUGGUUGGAAUGAAUUUUGGGCUCAACCUAGAGAACAAUGUCAGGUUUAUGGUUAUUGUGGGGCAUUUGGAAUUUGCACAAGUAAUACUAAUUCACCCUGCAAUUGUUUGACUGGUUUCAUGCCAAGAUCAAUCGAUGAAUGGAAUUUGAAUGAUUAUUCGGGUGGAUGUGUAAGAAAAGGGAAGUUGCAAUGUAGUGCCAUUACUGAAGACAAGGAUGAUUUCUGGAUGAAUUUGACCAUGAUAUUACCUACAUCUCAAUAUACUAACGUCACAGUUGGAGAAGUCUCGCAAUGCAGAGAUACUUGUUUCGAUAGUUGUUCUUGCACUGCUUAUACUUAUGAUGGCUUAGGUACCUGUUCAAUUUGGACAGGAUAUCUCUUCAAUCUGCAACAACUCAGCGAAAAUGAAACAGAGAGGACUAUCUCUGUCAAACUUGGCUCCCUUCAAGCUCAAACUAAAGCGAAGAAAUCAAUAAAGCUUAAAGCUAUCCUUGUUGCCAUAAUACCUUUUAUGGUUCUACUCAUAUGCAGCAUUAGCUACAUUUACUAUAGAAGAAGAAGAACGGCAAAAGGAACAGGGACACAAAUCUCUCACUGGCACAAAGCUGAAGGAGAAGCAAAAGAGUUGAUGAUUGAAAACGAUGAGAAUAAAGUCAUUGAUGUUCCAUAUUUUGAUUUGGAGACUAUUUUGGUAGCUACUGACAACUUCUCAAAUGCAAAUAAGCUCGGACAAGGGGGAUUUGGUCCUGUUUACAAGGGUAUAUUUCCAGGAGGAGAAGAGAUUGCAGUGAAAAGGCUAUCAAGUCACUCCGGACAAGGCAUAGAUGAAUUUAAGAAUGAAGUGACUUUAAUUGCGAAACUUCAGCAUCGAAAUCUGGUCAGGCUUUUGGGAUAUUGCAUUAAUGCAAUGGAACAAAUUUUGUUGUACGAAUAUAUGCCAAAUAAAAGUUUGGACACAUUUAUAUUUGAUGGAUCACUUUGUACAUUACUGGAUUGGAAGAAACGUUAUGACAUCAUAUUGGGCAUUGCACGAGGUCUUGCUUAUCUUCACCACGAUUCACGACUAAGGAUCAUUCAUAGAGAUUUAAAAACUGGCAACAUUUUACUAGAUGAGGCAAUGAAUCCAAAAAUUUCAGAUUUUGGCUUGGCAAGGAUUGUUGAAGGAACAAGAACAGGAGCAAAUACAAAGAAAGUAGUGGGGACCUAUGGCUAUAUGUCUCCUGAAUAUGUAUUAGAUGGACUGUUUUCCAUCAAAUCAGACGUAUUCAGUUUUGGAGUAGUCGUACUUGAGAUAAUUAGUGGAAGAAAGAACACUGGAUUUUACCAAUCAGAAGAAGCGCUAAACUUGUUAGGUUAUGCAUGGAGACUGUGGAUAGAAGAGAAGGCAAUACAACUAACAGAGAAGUCAUUACUUGAAUCAUGCAACAUGAGUGAAGUGAUAAAGUGUAUCAAUGUCGCACUCUUGUGUGUACAAGAAGAUUCAAAUGAUCGUCCCAAUAUGUCAGAUGUCACUGUAAUGUUGGUAGGGGAAAAUAUGUGUCUUCCUAAACCUAAUCGACCAGCUUUUGUAAUGAGAACACACACGUCUAACAUAUCGUCUUCCUCUAAAGUUUCUAACAAUCAAGUGACAAUUACAAUUGAGGCAGGACGAUAACAACAAUAGUGAGUAAUAUUCACAGUCGACAUGUACAUAUGUUACAUUUGUAAUGUUUGCCUGCAUAUAUCUGAAGCACUAGUAUGA
Molecule: messenger RNA, 1940 nt
Organism: Nicotiana tabacum (common tobacco)
Lineage: Eukaryota; Viridiplantae; Streptophyta; Magnoliopsida; Solanales; Solanaceae
Product: G-type lectin S-receptor-like serine/threonine-protein kinase At4g03230
Biological process (GO): protein phosphorylation; recognition of pollen
Cellular component (GO): plasma membrane
Molecular function (GO): protein serine/threonine kinase activity; ATP binding
Source: RefSeq, a predicted model, not a curated record